CUGGAACAGGCAAAAAUGAAAAUAUAUGUAAUAAUAAUUCUGGUGUCGUUAGAACUUCUUUUACUUCUGGUGAUGAGAAAACUCGUUGGAUUGUUGUUGAAGUAAUUUCAUCUAGUGAGGAUGGGAUAGAAAUAAUUGAUGCUGCAAAACCUUUAUUAUGA
Molecule: messenger RNA, 161 nt
Organism: Entrophospora sp. SA101
Lineage: Eukaryota; Fungi; Glomeromycota; Glomeromycetes; Entrophosporales; Entrophosporaceae
Source: the annotation of a GenBank genome assembly